Cantharellus anzutake is the source of this 390-nucleotide messenger RNA. RefSeq lists its product as uncharacterized. The transcript is spliced from 3 exons. The coding region runs from base 1 to 390 and encodes 129 amino acids. The record is from RefSeq and is a predicted model, not a curated record. Lineage: Eukaryota; Fungi; Basidiomycota; Agaricomycetes; Cantharellales; Hydnaceae.
AUGUCACAUCACGAUCAUGGAGAUCGUGAACACUCUGAGGCCCACUUUCCCGUGAUGCCGGCACGUUCGCUACGUGAACGCCAAGUCGCCGCCCAUCCACCGUCUGUUCCCUCCUUCGUCAGUCAUCAUGUUCCCCCACCAACGUCCUCAUUGCACGCUUAUGAUAUCAACCCGCUACCGGUAUGUUUGCACUGUGAACGCCAAGUACCUGAUGGCAACUAUACGAAGUUCUCACCCAUCUCACAAGUCACAUCCUCACACACGGUACACUCCAUUGAGGAGCGCCAACUCACUACAUCACCAAUCGCAAUCGAUGGGAAUUCGAUCGUCCGCUCCCAGGCAAGACUGGGAUCACUCAUCGAUUACAUAUCCCGUUAUGGUACAGACUAG